UUCGCUGUUGCGAAUAUAAACAAUAUGGCGGACGGGGCUGCAAAAAUGGAAUGCAUAAUAUGUCAUAAAACAGCAGGUUUAAAGCGUUGUGGGUAUUGUAAAAGUGUAUUUUAUUGCUCAAGAGAACAUCAACUUCAAGACUGGCUGGGCCACAAGCCCAUAUGCAACAAAAUAAUGCUCGAAAUAGAUAAGGAAACGAAUGGAACCGCAAGCAAGUCAAAAGUGCCAAAAGAAAACAUACACAACUGCAACACAUCAGAUUCAGAGGCAACGCAGGAUAAUAAGCCAUCAGCUUAUGAAACACCCUUUGACUCAAGACCAGUAAAAAACAAUGACUUUAUACAUCUUAAACCAAACACAAUUGUAAACGAAAUUGCAAACAUUGCUAUGAACACUUUAAACCACAAAGGAUAUUGUGUCAUUGAUGGCUUGUUCGCCAAGAAACAUUUGAGCAAUGCGCAAACAGAUAUCAAUAAAUGUAUGGACAGCAAUAGAUUCAGAGCAGGGCAAUUGAAUGGAGGCAGGACAAGCGGGGAAGAAGACAAGCUUGUCGUGAACGCGGAGAUAAGGAACGACAAGAUCAUGUGGCUUGAGGGAAAUGAAGAGGAUAUGCCGGGUAUCUGCAGAAUUGUCUCUAAAAUGGACGACAUAAUUACUGAAAUGAAUCACUUCCUCGUGAACAAAUACGACAUAAGUGGGAGGACAAAGGCGAUGGUCGCGUGUUACCCUGGAAACGGAUCCUACUACCGACGGCACGUUGACAACGCGACGCAAGACGGACGCGUCAUCACCUGCAUCACCUAUUUAAAUGAGAACUGGGAUGUCGAGAAAGACGGUGGUGUCCUGCGCAUUUUACCAGCAGGCUCGGACGACUACGUGGACGUGGCGCCGCUCGCCAACCGAAUGUUGUUCUUCUGGUCGGACGGGCGGAAUCCACACGAAGUCCAUCCGGCGUACAGAACAAGGUAUGCAAUAACAAUAUGGUACAUGGAUAGAACAGAGAGGGAGAUGGCAAAACGAUACUGCAAGUUAGAGAAGAUUGCCAAAAUGCAGGGCGAGAUCGUUUUACGGGCCAGGGAGCAGUGUCAACAGGAAAGGGACGCCGUAACGAGGCGGCUGGAAGAGGCAGCAACCGCCGCCAUAUCGUCUCUCUCAGUCCAGGAGCUCAAGGCGAUGUCGACGAUGAUAGCCGGUCAACCGGAUCCGGAUGGGAUCCUGGCAGAGCUGGGCAUCGCUCCGAGCAUACGGGGUGAGCUCAUCAAAACACUCAAUCGGGACGCCCAGAAACUACCCAAACAGUGCUAGCGAGACCCGGUAACUUCCUAUAAAUAUCCCGACGUGGAUUUGACGUGGGAUUUUGCACAAAGUGGUUCGACGUCGAAAGCCGACGUUGAGGCGACGUCACAAUUACGACCAUUUUUGACGUAGAUCCAUUUCUAUAAAUGUUUUUUUUUUAAUCUUUCUCUGUGUCUAUCGUACAGAUGUGGACAUGAAGCUGAAGAUUUAAGAAAGCAUUUUUGUUAUUAAUGACAGUUUCUUGUAGCAACAUUGUGGUUUGUCUUUACGAUUGUGACGGAUGGCUGAAUUGUUUGUAAAGUACUUGUUAACUACAUGGCAAUUAAAUAAUUUGAAAAAUAUUCACUUUAAGUGUUCACACAAAUAGAAAUGCAAAGUUGUUUUCGACUUUUUUCAUUUUGAGCAGUUUCCCAGUUGUCUUCCGAUUCGAGUUAUGAUUCUGUUAUGCACGACGAGCAAUCAUUGGAGCAUCAGAAUUUUGUAAUGCGGAGGAAAUGCUCAAACGCAGCUUCCGGUGUGGUGCCAUUGGGUUGAAAAUGGACGUAAGCGGGGAGUGGUCUCGUAUUUAUCUGGCUGUUCAUGAGUGCACUAGGCUCUAGUGACCGUUGUGAUGCCAAUGAAUAGGUUGUGGUGCCAAUCAAUAGGAUGUGGUGCCAAUGAACAUCGUUCACGAAAUCAAGCAUAAUGUUGACAACAUACAAAUCUGAAUGUUCAUGCAAAAGUAUAAUUAGUAUCUUAGAUUUUAGCAAUUCCAUCACAUAUUUGUAGCUUUUCUUACUCAAAGAUGCCUCUUUACAAACUUUGGAACUGUAUUUGUUAUACUUGGAGCACUAGGCUCAAGUUUGUGAACAUUGUGGUACCUAUGAAUUUAGGUUGUGGUGCUCAUGAAUUGUUAUUCUGUAGGAAACGAACAGUGAAAAAAUGAAAUAAAUCUGGAACUACAUUCCCCGAUUAUUAUUUGGUUUUAUUUCACAUUAUUAACCUCUUUAAAUGAAAAAAAAACAACAUACUCGUACAAUUCCACUCAUUUGCACUACAGCGGAAGAAGUGCUGUCCAGAGCAUUUCAACGGAUAUCAACAUUGUGGAUUCAAUGAUACUCCCCUGUUAUGCUGUAUCUAAACUAGUUGACAUAUUUGCUUAGUUGUUUAUUGUUCCCAGUAUACAUGUAUAUA
Messenger RNA from Mya arenaria, 2469 nucleotides. RefSeq names its product egl nine homolog 1-like. The coding region runs from base 25 to 1305 and encodes 426 amino acids. Gene Ontology annotation, molecular function: ferrous iron binding; peptidyl-proline 4-dioxygenase activity; L-ascorbic acid binding. Gene Ontology annotation, cellular component: nucleus; cytoplasm. Gene Ontology annotation, biological process: peptidyl-proline hydroxylation to 4-hydroxy-L-proline; cellular response to hypoxia. The record is from RefSeq and is a predicted model, not a curated record. The transcript has 7 exons. NCBI's taxonomy places the organism in Eukaryota, Metazoa, Mollusca, Bivalvia, Myida, Myidae.